AUGCCGAUCGAGCUGCCUAGGGGGCUGCCCUUCGCGGUGGACACUUGGACCCCCGCCUCCGCCCUCAAGCGCCACCGCUUCCUCACCCACGCCCACCGCGACCACCUCGCCGGCAUCACCACCACCAGCGCCGCAGGCGCCGUCUACGCCUCGCGCCUCACCGUCCUCAUCGCCCGCCACAUCUUCCCUCAGCUUGGCCCAGACGCGUUCGUGGAGAUGGAGCUCGGGGCGCCGGUGCUCGUCCCGGAUCCCGACGGUGACUUCACCGUCACCGCUUUCGACGCCAACCACUGCCCUGGCGCGGUGAUGUUCCUGUUCGAGGGCGCCUUCGGCAACGUCCUGCACACCGGCGACUGCCGCCUCACUCCUGACUGCAUUCAGGGCCUGCCGUUCAGGUACAUCACUGCGGAGGCACCAGGAGCAAGCCAGGCGCCGCCGUCGUGCCGCAUCGACUACCUCUUCCUGGACUGCACGUUUGCCAAGUGCCCGCUGCAAUUCCCGGCCAAGGAGGCCUCCAUACGUCAGGUGAUCAAUUGCAUCUGGGAGCACCCUAAUGCGCCGACAGUGUAUCUCGUGUCCGACAUGCUGGGACAGGAGGACAUACUGAUCGAGGUGUCCAGGGCGUUCGGGUCAAAGAUAUACGUCGACAAGGACAAGAAUUCAGAGUGCUACCACACCCUCUCGCUCGUCGCACCGGAAAUCCUCACCGAGGACGCGUCCUCUCGCUUUCAGGUGAUCGAAUUCUCCCGGUUGUCAGAGCGGGCAACGGAUAUGCUUGCAUUAGCACGGGCGAGGCAGCAGCCUGAGCCCCUCAUCAUCAGGCCUUCUACCCAGUGGUACGCGCACUACGCGGCACCAGAUGCGUCGCUGAAGCAGAAGCCGGCGCUGACGGAGCCUAUGCGGGAUGAAUUCGGGGUGUGGCACGUGUGCUUGACGAUGCAUUCGUCUCGCGAGGAGCUGGAGCAGGCCCUGCGAUUCCUCCAGCCUAAGUGGGUCAUCUCGACAACACCUCCUUGCCUUGCCAUGGAUCUGGCCUAUGUCAAGAAACACUGCUUCCUGUCCCGGCUAAGCCCCGAGGAUCCCAUCUGGAAGUUGCUCGGAAUACCUCAUGGAAAUCGUACUGUCACAGGCUCACCGCAGGCGGCGAUAACCACAGUAGAAGCCAUUAAGCAGAGCGAGGAACAAGAGUCGGAAGACACUUGUUCUGCUGUUUGCAGCCAGGUAUUACAAGAUGAAGGACCGGUGUUACAAGAUUUUGCAAUUGAGGUGGCGCAGCCGGUGACAUUGUUUGGGAGAGCAAGGUUUGGAUUACCUCAGGACUUUGAACUGUGGAAAGACAAGUAUGAGAGUGUUCAAGUGGCCGAGGAGGUCAAAUUUGAGGAGGAAUUGCAGAAUUCAAAUGCAAAAUCCUUCGAGCUAUGGAAGGACUUCAAAUCUGACAAGGGCACUGCCCACAUGAUUGAUUUAACUCAAGCUGUAACAAACGAGCUCCAUGGUUCAGCAAUAGAACCUGAGUUGCAGAAGGACUGUGAAUCCAUCGACGGCAUUCAAGUAAUCGACAUUACUCAUGGUGAAGUGCGUGAGCACAGCUCGAGUAGGGACGGCUGUGCUGAACUUGCCAAGGAUGUGAAAUGCAAUCAGGGUGCAGAACAAAUCAGGGAGAGUGUCAAAUUCAUCGCUGAGACAGUACAAGCUAAAGUAGAAGCAACAGAAGAACUGCUUUCUGAGGAUCGCAUUGUUCUAUCCGACAUUAGCAACAGAUCUGAAGGCCCUGACACUGACAGAGCAGAUACUGCUGGAGUCGGGUCAUCGAAGGUUUUGAAUGCAAAGCUGAGGAGGCUGUACAGGUCGAUGAACGUGGCAGUUCCUCGGCCAUUGCCAUCAUUGGUGGAGCUCAUGGGAGCCUCCAAACGACCAAGGGUCUCCUCCCAGUUUCGUCAUCUGUGA
Triticum turgidum subsp. durum (durum wheat) is the source of this 1947-nucleotide messenger RNA. The record is from the annotation of a GenBank genome assembly. Lineage: Eukaryota; Viridiplantae; Streptophyta; Magnoliopsida; Poales; Poaceae.